UCUAACAUAGCGAAAUGUUGGAUUAUCAUGGAUUUCUGGGAGUGUUCGGGAUGGCCUUUUAUCACGGCCACGGCUUAAAAUAACCAUGACAAACUGAUGAUUUUUUUUAGAUUCGGGGGUUUCCCAAAUUACUUUUAUAAGAGAGGAGACAACUGUAGUUCGUACACUUAAGCCUGCAUUUCGAUAAGUUCUCGGAUCGAAAGUUCAACAUGACAAGCCAACGAAAAAAGAUUUUUUUAUUAGUGCCGAUUCUUCUGGCUCUCUCCGUGAAGAACGCCAACACAUGUACGUCCAAUGAUUUUGAAAGAGCUUCCAAGGCGUGCGUAACUACGUUCGCAAGCAACCUUCGGGAGGCGAAGGAUAAGACUUGCAGGAAUCAUUACGCUGAAAUGCAAACCUGCAUAGGGCGAGCAUUACACAGAUGCAAAAAUUCUUCGGAUUCAACUACUCUUGGCAAAAUAAAUCAAAUCAAACGAGUGGCUGCCGCUUCGGAGGAGUAUUACUGCUCCUAUGGUGGGGUGAAUCCGGAUCCCUUCAAUGGAAAAGUCAUGCAAGGUUGCCGGAAGAAGGCUCAUAAGAAAAUGAGGAAGUGUCCAGCUUCGUUCCAUAAACGAUUCAGCGAUGACAAUGGAAGCACUGCGUUAUGCAGAAAGUACAGUAACCUUAAGAAGUGCGUUAUUAAGGUUGCUGAGAGGUUCUGCCAAAAGACCCCCGAGGUAAAGAACCUGAUCAAGAUAUAUCAAGACCCCUUCAAUCCGUAUUGCUCCGGUGGCGGAGAUGCUAAGAAACCAAAACCAAGAAGUGCCAUUUCAAGCCCUUUUGGCUUGUGUACCAAACGAGAGUACUUGACCAGGAGCAGGGUCUGUCUGGCAGAUUUUGUACAGACCUUGCAAAAAUUUCCCAAGAAACCCUGUAGAUCAGUCUUUAUGGAAAAGCUUCACAACUGUGCGAAAAAGGUCGCUCUCCAUUGCCAUAGGAACGAUACCAGUUAUAAUAAAAAGAGGAUAGAGGCGGGUUUCAAGAGGAGUCGAUCCUUUCAGCAACGUAGAUACUGUGAGGGGACUCAGGUCCAGUUCCCUUACCCAGCGGUAAAGCACGACCAGUGCGGAGAGAGCUACCUUGAGCAAAGAAAAAAAUGUGCAGAAAGCUUUGUGGCUACCUACGUAGCAAACAAAGCAGACAAGUCUUUGUGUGGCAAAUACUUCGAGGCGAAACGUUGUGCGAAGAACGUUACGCUGGAGAACUGUGACGUCACACCGCAGCUACAAGACGACGUUAACUUUAUCUAUGAUGAAUUCAACCCAUUCUGCCGUAAACUUAAAGAUCCUUCGUCUGAAAAAAAGAGACCACGUGAAAAGCCACGUAAAGAUCAACGUAGAUCUGCGAUACAGGAUGUCGAAGGAAAAAUUCUUCCCUCCAGGGGAAAGAAAAUCACAUCAAAGGUGUCAAUUCUUGUAUCAGUACUGUGCUCAGUACUGAGCAUUAUCUCCUAAUUUUUUAAAUAUUUUUUUAAUAGUAGUAGAGGACAUAUUUUAAAUACUAUAGAGAAGUUUCCUUACGUUGUAGAUAAUUCUUUGGUAGUAAAGAGUUUUACAGUUUACAGAAACUUGGAAUUGCCCGCACCCGGUACGAAUUUUUAAGUAAAGAAAUAAAAAAAAAUUCCGUAGGUUUAUUAUAUUAAAACGACAUUUGUAAUUGCCAAUAAUAUUAAUAUAUCUGACUUAAUGUUAUAGUGGCCUGCUGUAAGAGAAAGUAUGAAGUUGUUAUAGAAAUAGCAUUUAUCAAAAUUUUCUCCUAAGUUAAAAACUACAUGGAUAAUAUAAUCGAGAUUCAAAUUGUUUAUGUGAUGUGAAGUACUCGUACUCUAACCAGGGACCGCGCUGCAAGUUUUUGA
Molecule: messenger RNA, 1894 nt
Organism: Pocillopora verrucosa
Lineage: Eukaryota; Metazoa; Cnidaria; Anthozoa; Scleractinia; Pocilloporidae
Source: RefSeq, a predicted model, not a curated record